Messenger RNA from Mucor mucedo, 1014 nucleotides. RefSeq lists its product as uncharacterized. Lineage: Eukaryota; Fungi; Mucoromycota; Mucoromycetes; Mucorales; Mucoraceae. The record is from RefSeq and is a predicted model, not a curated record. The transcript has a single exon. The coding region runs from base 66 to 968 and encodes 300 amino acids.
UACAAAUUACAUGUGCUCAAAACAAACUCUGUCUGAAGCCGGAAACAGCUGAGAACUUUUUUAUAAUGCUCGCAUCACUUUUAAAUUUUCACAUUCGCUUUAGCGGAAAUGCCAUUGACAUAUCGGACUUUAUAAACGAAAGUUGUCGACAAGAAAUACACGCGUUUGUCCACGGUAAGAGUUAUGUAAAUGAAGAUACCAUCACCAUCUGCAAAACAAAACUUAUUCUUAAGACAAUGGUGAAAUAUGAAUUUCAUCCCGACUAUUCUACUGCAAGACAUAUUCUGUCACGCUUGGGCCCGUAUGUGCAGCAAUUUGAGCUUGUGUAUUUAGAAAAAGAAAUCAUUCAGGAUAUUUUAGAGGCACUUUUUAGUACCCAACACAGAAACAUAAACGCUCUUGUAUUCCAUGGACUCAAAUUCAAGAAGUUUACCAAGGCUAAUUUAUUUUAUACAAGUUACAUCCCAAGCAUAACGUUUCAUGACUGUAAAUUUUCUCGACAAUCCCUCCAAGUACUAUCAACUCGCUUUACAAAGUUAGACACCGUUCAUUUCAAAGGCUGUCGUUUUGAUAAAUAUUUUGAUUAUCCUUGGGUCAAUAUUAUUAUGCCAUUGACUGAUAUCCACACUCUCUGUAUAUCGUAUCAUGUUCCAUUUAGUGCCACGGCUAGAGAAAAUAUGAAUGAAUUAAGAUGGCACAAUGAUGGUUAUGAGAUGAUAGAAAAUCCACGCACUUUUCCUUUGGUUUCAAUCACAUUGACAGAAGAAGGUAUUACAAGAUAUUAUUAUACAAGAGACGAAGAAAAUCCCGUGGUCGUGGAGACAUCAGAAACACAAUUUCAUUUACUCGCAAAAAUGGUCCCGACUAGAGCCUUUUUUAAAGUCAUAAAGAUCUCCGUUAAAUCGAUCCAGAUACUUUCGUUAAAAUUAAGCAGUGACCGAUCAAAAGAUAUUCAAAUGAUUUUUUGACAUCCAAAAAUCCUUCAACGCUGUAUUUGAAUAAUGUAAUUAUAUA